Molecule: messenger RNA, 1693 nt
Organism: Dimorphilus gyrociliatus
Lineage: Eukaryota; Metazoa; Annelida; Polychaeta; Dinophilidae
Source: the annotation of a GenBank genome assembly
AUUCAUACUUUUGUUAGGCAACAACUUAGAAGAUAAAAGAAUAAAGUGAAAUUUCAACGUUUAACUACAAAUAUGUCAUUAAUAUUUUAUUGUAAAAUUUUGUUAUUAUUUAUCUAUUGUUUCUCUUCGGCUUCUUCUUGCUGCUAUUAUUGUAAGGGAAGUCAAGAAAUAUGGAUAACUUCAAAACCAUCGUGGAAGUUGGUUGUUGAACAAACAGAGGUAGUAGAAUUGGCUAAAAAGGUAGAUUUAGGUGAAAAUGAUAAACUUGUUACUGAUUUUCGACGUCCCGCCGGCUACUUGACACAAGAAGCUGUACUGGGAGAGAUAAAACUUUAUAACAGAUAUUAUAAUUUAAGCUAUGCCGGAAUACCAAUAUAUAUCCAAUAUAAGGAUUUAUCAAAAUCAUCACAAAUUCUUUCGUCUCAAUAUAUUGAAUUAGACUUUGGAAUAAACACCGAAGUUUCUGGAUUUGCUAUUCAAAAUGGUUUUUACGAGGAAAAAACUCAACAAUUGCUUUUCAAGACAGAAACUUGGACGAGCCGUUUUAUUGCGUCUUACGCCGCUGAAGGUCAAUCAUUUAGAUAUGUUACGGAGGAGAUAUCACUACAGAAACAGAUAUUUGUUGAUUCUAAAAAUGAAAUGAGAUCUAAACAUAAAAUUUAUACAUUCGAUAAAGAAGUUACGGCUAGAAAAUUAAGAAUUCAUCCUAUAGACGCCUUUGACCAAUACGGACCAACAAAUCAACUUAUGGUCAGAGUUUCCCCAAUAUUAUGCAACAUUCAAGGUAAAUGCCCGACCGAAAAGAUACAUUGUCAAAUGAGUAAAUGGUCUAAUUGGGGUUCGUGUCAAUGUAAUGGUGAUUAUUGUGUUGAAAAUAGAAUGAGGGAAAUACAUAGAUACUCUUCUUGCGGUGGACAGGCUUGUGAACACACUAGAGAGAAGAGAACGUGCACAAUACCCAGCGAUUCUUGGAAACUCUUUCUCGGUAUAGGCCUAGGAGUGGGUUGCGGAGUACUUGUUAUUGGCAUUAUUGGCGCACUCGUGUAUAAAUUGAAAUUCGGUAAAAAGAAGACAGUAUGGGCAACUAAUGAAGGAACAAGGCCUAUUGUUGAGGAAAAAAGGAAUCAAGAUGAAUCAAUAAUAUCUCCAGUCAUUGAUGAAUAAGUUAUUUUAUUCUUCACCUAAAAUUUAAUAGCCAUUCGUUUAUUUUCACUUCAAAAUAAUGACAUUAAACUUGAUAUUAAUCCGAUCUAAUAAUUGCAUAUAUAUUCGAGGUAAAAACAUCACUGGAUGUUGAACUCUUUCUCUCCUUCUUUCUUCUCUUUAUCCUUAAUAAAAAAAAGAGAGAAAAAAAUACUACUCCCUUUAAUUGAAAAAAUGAUUCCUGGUAUUAGAUCUAUUGAACUUUCGAUGUAAACUGCAUUUAUCUGCAACGUAUAUACGUUUUAUGCAAUAAAGUAAUACAAUCGAAUGCAAUAAGGACAUUGAAAGGUAUGCAUAUCUGGAACGUAUAUCUGAUAAUUGAUAUAGUUAAUGACUUAUUUAAUUACUGAACCUCCAUCUUUAUCAAUCAUUUAUGAAACAUAUUUUAGACCUAUACAUUUAUCAUCUUUUAUAUUCAAAGAGGAAAAAUACAAAAAACUAAGAACCAUAAAUAAUCUGAUUAUCAUUUAACGAUCCAACAUAAUUGCAA